UUUGACUUGGUUUUCGUUGUCUGACAAAAAGACUCAGUUGCAUAAGUACUUCAAUCUGAAGCUGAUCGCAGGAAUUAUGGAAAACUCAACUUCUGAUUCCUUUCGGGAGCGCGACUUCGUGUUCGCCCAGGCUACAGGCUAUGUGCCAUGGCCGGGAAUACUCGAAAAGAAACUCCUUUGCACUGGAGUAGUGCAGUUUUUGUUCACAAAUGGGAGAAAUACCGUCCCCUAUGAAAAAAUCUGGCCUUACGACGAUCGCAGCAAGGAGCAGUUUAUCACAAGCCAAAAUAUGAAGCACGAGGCAUUCCGCAAAGCGAUUUGUAUCGCCGAGAAACUUCGUUCUGGCGACGUGGAUGUUAUUUCUGAGGGCGCAGACUGGGAGCUGGUAUCACCUGUAGAGGUGUCACCUGGAAUGUGUCCUGCACUUGAGCAGAGUCGGGCAGAAUGGGAGCUCAACUAUGUGCGAGAGGUGCGAUUGGAGCGCAAUUCCUUGGCCGUCGAGGUAAAAUUUAUCCACGAGCUCAACAUACUGCGCAGCAGCUUGACGGUCAGAAAACAGGAUUACCCAACCGCCCUGUGGACCUUGCAGGAACUUCACGGUCUGGCCCUUAGCGAACUUCUCCUGGUUCGCAAUUUCGGGGCCGUGGAAGCAAUAAAUAGUUUGUGCAGCUUUGCUUCCGCACAGCCGCAAGACAGACGAGAAGCGGAACAGGUGAAAAACUUCGCCAACCAAUUAAUGGAUCGCUUCGCGUCGCAUUUUAAGCAGCCAUUUAGCACUCCCGAUUUCUGGUCCGAGUACUGCUUGCGAUCCAGAAUCUAUCGAAGCCACACCGUGAACAUUAAGCCUAAUUGAUAUGGAAAUUGGAAUCAACCAAACAUUUCAAUGUUAUGAAAGUUUACUCAGCUUUCUUAAAAAUUAAAACAAACAAGAAAAAUA
Messenger RNA from Drosophila subpulchrella, 937 nucleotides. RefSeq lists its product as uncharacterized. The record is from RefSeq and is a predicted model, not a curated record. Bases 77 to 853 code for a protein of 258 amino acids. Lineage: Eukaryota; Metazoa; Arthropoda; Insecta; Diptera; Drosophilidae. The transcript has 2 exons.